AUUGAGCUUUCAAAACGGGAAAGAAGAAAGCUACCAUAUAGCUAGCAAUUCAUAAUUUAGUAUAAAAGGAAUGAGUGACGAAGCAGUACAGGCAACGAAUGAUGAUGCGUCGAUGUGCAAACGAUAUGCAGUUGAGAAGGGUUAUUGGAAAGAUCCGUAUAUUAACUUAUUGGUGAAGCUAGGAGAAAGAAGAGCACCUGAAAUAAGCAGAGGAUAUUAUGCCCGUAUGGAAGGAAUACGAAUUCUGUUGGAAAAAUUUCUUAGGAUGACUGAAUGUAAAGGACAAGUAGUGAGCCUCGGAGCAGGCUUUGAUACCGCCCUAUGGAGGUUGAAGGAUGCGAAAUUGUUGCCCACAAGUUACAUCGAGGUUGACUUCAGGCCCGUGACGAGUAGAAAAUGUCAAAAGAUUCGAUCAAGGGACAAGUUAAUGUCACCACUAAUUGAGAUUAGUGGAGGAAGGGAACAUGUACUAAUUGGAGAUGCUGAAUUACACUCUAAGCAUUAUCACAUAGUAUGGGCUGAUUUGCGAAAUUUAGAAGAAUUUGAAGACAAAUUAAAAAGUUGUGGAAUUGAUAACAGUUUACCAACACUGUUCCUUGCUGAGUGUGUGCUGGUGUACAUGUCAGCUGCCAAGUCAAGCGAACUACUGUCCUGGAUCUCAGGAAAGUUUGACUCGGUGUUCUUUAUUAAUUAUGAACAAGUGAACAUGCAGGACCGGUUCGGGCAGGUAAUGGUUAACAAUCUCCGAGGCCGUAAAUGUGACUUAUGUGGAAUUGAACCGUGCACUAGUUUAAAAACUCAGGAAGAGCGGUUCACGUCAAGUGGAUGGGAAAGUAGUCGUGCAGUUGAUAUGAUGGAGUUUUAUCAAAGUUUGCCCGAUCUAGACAGAAUUGUACGAUUGGAAUUUCUUGACGAGGCAGAACUACUAGAGCAGCUUAUGACACAUUAUUGUAUCUGUGCAGCUUACAAGGAUCCAAACAAUAUAGGUUUUUCAAGUAUUAAUCUUAAGAAGAGUUGAACACAAACCAGUUGGUAUUUAUUCAUAAGGUUGUGAACCAGAUUCGAAUGUGAUGAUCGUAGUCAUGAUGAAAUUCAACAACUGCUAUCGUGCUCAUUAACAUUUAUCAAAUUUAUCAAAUCAAAUUUGGUGAACAUUUUAAUGUAAAAAAAACUUUUAUUUCUCUAAACAGAAAUAGAUAUUUAAAACAAGAUAAAAUUUUUUACAUUUUAAUAUUUAACAAAAGAUUUUAAUGUACUUUGUUUAUUGGAUUUGUGAGGUAAAAGAAGAUGAUUAUACUACCACUUUACCGAUCAUGUUUAUCUGUUUCGUAUUUGUAGGUAUUUCUUUAAAGAUUUGUGUUUUGUGGGGUUUUUUUUAAGUAAUAAUAAUAAUAAUAGUAAUUGUUA
Messenger RNA from Anneissia japonica, 1407 nucleotides. Its product is annotated as leucine carboxyl methyltransferase 1-like. Gene Ontology annotation, cellular component: cytosol. Gene Ontology annotation, molecular function: protein C-terminal leucine carboxyl O-methyltransferase activity. Lineage: Eukaryota; Metazoa; Echinodermata; Crinoidea; Comatulida; Comatulidae. The record is from RefSeq and is a predicted model, not a curated record. Gene Ontology annotation, biological process: C-terminal protein methylation.